AUGGCCGCCGCAGCCAGAAGAAACAUCAUCAAACAAGUCUACGAGAAUCCCCGAACGGGCUUUGGCAAUCAGGAGCAAACCUUGAGACAGGCCAGAGCUCAGGAUCCCACCAUAACCAGUGGCGAAGUGCGCCAGUUCCUGGAUUCACUGAUCGUUCGUCAAGACAGGCCGGAAAGGGGGUACAACAGUUUCGUCCCUCCACAGCCUAUGUUUCAACUACAAGUGGAUUUGGCUGACAUGACGGCUUUCGCACAGGGACCAGUUUUGCAUGACGCCCCGCCGCCCAAGAAGGGACCCUACAAGCACAUGCUGGUAGCCAUCGACAGCUUCCCUAAGAAACUCACAGCUAUUCCCAUGACCAACAAGCUGGCCUCCACAGCGGCGCAAGCCUGGAACAAAGUGGUCCAGGACCUCGGAAUCCCGCUGAAUGUUUAUAGCGACGAUGGCUCUGAAUUCAAGCGAGAGUUCAAAGAGAGAUUAGAUUACUUUGAUGUCGACAAAAUCGUGUCUAGAGGACAUGCCACAGUUGCAGAGAGAGCCAUCAGAACGAUAAAGGAAGCACUGACAAGACGUCUCACUGCGGGAGUGGGGCGUAGAAACCAGUGGCAUCUAUUGCUCCCCGAUAUCAUUGCACAAUACAACGAGAAACCCCACGCAACAACAGGAUUUGCACCACAACAGGUAUACCACGAUCCUCAGAAAGCUGUGAGAGCUUUGACUCGCAUGAAAAGGAAUGCAAGAAGAGGAGCUGAGCCGAGACCCGAGCUGGCUGUGGGAGAUCUCGUGAGAGUCCGCGUCAAACCUAUUGAGGGUCGGGGGUCUUACAGGGUUACAGAAGUAGCAUGGUCAGAGAGAGCCUACACCAUCUCACAAAUAGAGCACACUGAAGGUGGACCCUACUUCUACCUCGGCUGGUAUUGUGUGGUUGGUACUGUGCGGCCAGUGAUGCUGAUGUGA
Symbiodinium natans is the source of this 957-nucleotide messenger RNA. Lineage: Eukaryota; Dinophyceae; Suessiales; Symbiodiniaceae. The record is from the annotation of a GenBank genome assembly.